Molecule: messenger RNA, 1002 nt
Organism: Triplophysa dalaica
Lineage: Eukaryota; Metazoa; Chordata; Actinopteri; Cypriniformes; Nemacheilidae
Gene: plgrkt
Product: plasminogen receptor, C-terminal lysine transmembrane protein
Exons: 5
Coding region: 498-947 (149 amino acids)
Biological process (GO): positive regulation of plasminogen activation
Cellular component (GO): plasma membrane
Source: RefSeq, a predicted model, not a curated record
GACAGUGCAUGUGUCUGACAGUGCAUCUCGUCUGCAGCCAGAUGCUAUUGAAACGAUCGGAAAUCCUACCGAUUAAAGCUGUGAUGAGAAAUAAACAAAGAAAAAAAGUCACGUGACUGUCCUGAAUGACUACAACAGCUACUGCCGAGUCACGUGACACCCGUUACUUGACACCGCGCGGGUGUGAACAGGUCUGCUGUCAUGGGAUAUACCGCGGUCUGUUAAAUCGUUUCACUGCAUUUUGAGGCAAGUCCGAUAUUGUCAUUAUGUUUGAUAUAAUCAAACGACAAUUAUGUACAUAUGUAUAUACUUUCAAUGGAGCUGACAACUGCACACAAUAGCCAAUGAGAACCGAGAGUGAGACCUGGAGCCAAUGAGCGGGAAGAUCGUAGCCGCGUGGGUGACGUGCUGAAACGUCUGUACGUACGCGAAGCUCGCGUGCCUUUGGAGUACUGUAUCAAUCAAGCUCGUGCUGCAGAGUUUUAUUUAAACACAGGAUGGGUUUUCUGCUCUCUAAAUCAAUGGAGCAGAACUUCCAGAAACAACAGGAGUUCAUGCUGCUCAACGCUCGACUGCAGCUGGAGCGUCAGUUACAGAUGCAGAAUCAGAUGCGUGAGCGUCAGGUGGCCAUGCAGAUCGCCUGGUCCAGAGAGUUCCUCAAGUACUUCGGCUCGUUCUUCGGUCUGGUGACGCUGGGUCUCAGCAUCGGAGCCGUGAAGAAGAGGAGAGCUGCAUUACUAACUCCUGUCAUUCCUCUGAGUUUUAUUAUGGCCUAUCAGAUGGACGUGGCAUACGGCUCACUCAUUCAUCGCAUGAGAGAGGAAGCAGAGAGCAUCAUGGGAUCUGAGAGCAAGCGUCUGGAAAUGCCUCAUGGGAUGCCGACGUUUGAGAGUAUCGAGAAAUCUCGACGAGCGAAAUCUCGGCUCUCAUCUGUGCUGGAGAAGUGAUCCUAACUUCAGCUCAUUUCAGCAAUAUUAAAACUGAUUAAAUGUCUCUUUAUUA